CUCAGUUCCAUAUCAGUCCGUAAUUUAGUUUGACGCUCCUUAGCACAUUCUAGCCUGCACUGGUCUGAGUGGUGACCAUGGAUUUACAAGUUAAUACGUGGACUUGAAAGCAGAUUUCUGUUAAAGACUGUCGGUUUAGUUACUAGACGAUCUGUCGCGUCUUACAGCGGAUAAAAUAACAAGAAGUUGGCAGCCAUGCUCUAUCAGUCGCUACUAAUGAUGAAACUCCCAAGCAAAUACGGACAGAGUCAUUGUUAAACACGGACAGAUAGAAGAAAUCGUAUAUCAUUACCAACAAAACAGCUUAACGCACAAGUGUGAUGACAGCAGAAUUAGAGCAGAUUCGCUUACAUGGGUGACAAAGUUAAACAGCCAAAGAGCGGAGAAAACCAGAGGGAUAACUAGUGUGCAUGUCAGUGCUGCAGAAGUAUUUACACUUGUCGCACGCCGCAGUGAAGUUAUACCGGUGCUUUUCGAUUAACGACAGCCAAGGCAUAAUUUCUCAAGAACUCGGUAGCAGAAGAAUUUUUAAUUUUUGUUUUUCUUUAAGAAUAUAUAUUUUUAUAUUGCACAAAUUUUGUCACGUAUAUUAAGGUAAAUAUUAAUAAUUGUUAUUUUAUUUUGUUUUAUGAAAAUAAAAUUAUAUUUACACUAUUCUUUUUGCCUGGAUUUCUAGUAUUUUAAAUAAUUUCAUUAAAUUUAUGAUUCAUAUGUGGUUUAAAAGUGCUGAAAAAGACUCUGAGAAGAAAAACGUUUUAAAUAAACCACAAACGCUGAUCCUUAAAACAGUAAGCGUCUUAAUUUCCGUGGAGUUCAGUUAAAAGAAAUGAAAGAUUCGGCGUAAUUCCUAAAGUACAUAGUAACAUAUUUGUGAUUAUAAAACGAAUUAUCACAUAAUUUAUGAAUGCAUGUUUAGGUCUGAGACUAGUUAACGAAGAUUCCUAGACAAUAUCUUCGUUAAUAGCAUAUAAAAAUAAAGAAAUUAAAGUGCUGCAAAUUAAAAGAAGAUUCAAAAGAACUUAAUAAUAUAAAGUACUUUAAAUUAAAAUAAAAAAUCUAAAACAUCAAAGGUCAGAGACAUGGAAUCGAACAAUGUAAAUCACCAAGGCAACAAUACUGUGGCCAAAGUGACGUCAGACAAAGAAAAGAUUAUUCCACCGAGAGAUUUCGAGGACCUGUACAGAGAACAUCCAUUGACGGAUGAGACGACAUGCGGAAUUGGGCCCAUCCGCUCUGCCUGGUUACAGAAAUUUGCAAACAAGAAGGCUUACGUGUUUAUAUAUGGACUUCUGGGCUGCACCUUCUCUGCUAGCUACGCUUAUUUCAACGGUACAAUUACAACCCUCGAAAAGAGAUUCAAGAUUCCCAGCAGGACGACAGGAAUCAUCACCGUGGGCAAUGACAUCAGUCAGCUCUUCGUAUCCAUAGUCCUGAGCUACUACACUGGCCGGGGCCACAGACCUCGGUGGAUUGCACUGGGCAUCUACACAGUGGUACUGUACUGCCUCAUGUCAGCGCUUCCGCACCUGCUGUACGGACCCGGGGAUGACGCCCUGGCCCUCACUGUGGAGUACGGAGGAAUCGUGGACCAAAAUUCCACGCAAGAAGCAAUAAAUGCAGAGAAGAGGAAAAUCCUGUGUGGUUCAAAAGGCGAGGGUGGUGGCUGUGAGAAAUCUGAUGGCAGCAUUUGGCCGCCAACAAUUCUCUUCUUGGCCAAUUUCGUGGCCGGCAUGGGUGGCUCUCUCUACUACACGCUUGGCGUCUCCUACAUGGACGACAAUAUUCAGAAAGCAAAAACACCUGCCCUAAUCAGUUUCUCCUACUUCUUACGGAUGCUGGGUCCAGCUAUCGGCUACGCACUUGCAUCCCUCUGCCUCAAGUUCUACAUCUCUCCAACUCUUACCCCGACAAUAGGAACGGACGACCCGCGGUGGCUUGGAGCCUGGUGGUUUGGUUGGAUCAUCAUCUCCAUCGUACUGGCAGUGUUGGCAAGCCUGCUCGCCCUGUUCCCCAAGACGCUGCCUCGUGCGGCAGUUAGGAAAAUGAUGGCGCUGGAAAGACAGAAGAGCGUCGCCAAGUCUGAACCAGAACUGCCAACCUCAAUGUCGGAUAUGAUGCAGACGUUUUGGCGCCUGAUCACCAAUCCGACUCUGAUGUGCAACAACUUAGCUUCAGUAUUCUACUUCCUGGGCUACAUGCCGUACUGGGUGUUCAUGGCGAAGUACAUUGAGACGCAGUAUCGGCAGUCUGCGUCCACAUCCAGUCUGAUUACAGGUACCGUUGGCCUAGUUUUCUCAGCCUUCGGAAUCCUGCUGUCAGGUCUGAUCAUUUCCAAGUACAAACCACGUGCCAGGUACCUAGCAGCAUGGAAUGUUAUAGUGGGCGUCAUCUCUGUACUCGGGAUUAUAUCUUACGCAUUUCUGGGGUGCCCGGCUAGUGACAACCAUGGAGCCCUUUUAUCAAACGGAGAACUCGCUACAGACCAGUCGUGUAAUGCGGGCUGCAACUGUGACUACGUUAAGUACUCCCCGGUUUGUUCGGAAGACGGCAGAACCACCUUCAUUUCGCCGUGCCACGCGGGUUGCAGACAACAGCAGUAUAACAAUGGGAGCAAGAUAUUCACGGACUGCAAGUGUGUGAAGCCUUCCGCGGCAAGCGGCAGUCCGGAAUGGCUCGUCCCUGAAGACUCAUCCCUGCCAGAGACCCCUACAUCCAAGUUUCUAGGAGGAAUCACGCUUUCCGGAUCCUGUCCCAUCGACUGCUCCAAGAAGUUCUUCAUCUUCUUGGCUGUGGUGUGUCUUCUGAAAUUCUCUGGGUCGUCAGGGAGAGCGUCAAACUUCCUGCUAUCUGUCAGGUGUGUUGAAGAGAAGGAUAAGCCAAUAGCCAUGGGAUUCGGUAUGACAAUGGGAAGCCUCUGCGCUUUCAUCCCGUCGCCCAUACUUUUUGGAAUUAUUUUAGAUAAGACAUGCCUGGUGUGGGGUAAGACGUGUUCUGGCACAGGGAACUGUUGGCUCUACGACGGGGAAUCCCUCAGAUACGUCCUCAACUUUACAGCUGCCACUUUCGUUGCUAUAGGAACAGCCUUUGAUGCCGCUGUGUGGUAUUAUUCGAAGAAUCUGAAGAUAUUUGAUGAGGAAGUUGAACUUAAAGAAAUUGAAGAAACGCAAGAGAAAAUAGUAAUUGAUGACUGAAGUUUGCCACGACAAGUCAGAAUUUGUAAUUAAUGUGACAAACUCCGGACAGUAAGUUUUGGUUCAAAGCUCUUCCUAUUUUAAGUAAGUUGUUUGCGUAUACGCGUGGCUAUUUCGAAUGAAUCAAAUAAUUUAAAAGUUGCAUAGGUUGUGUGCCCCUUUUACUGCGAAUGAAAUUGAAAUGAAUUGAAAUGGAAAAGGAAGAUAAUGAAAUGUAUAUUACAUAUAUGAGUUGUGAGAAGCGAAUAUGAACACCUUCAGCGAAUAUGAACCAACUUCUCUUUCGACAAAAGUUUUUAAAGAUACUACUUAUCAACUGAAUGGUUCAUCCUACUGCAAGAUACUAUUAUUCAACGUCUUAACAAGAUAUGAACAUUUGAAAUUAACAGUACAGUAACCACACACAUGUCUAAAGAAAGGAUUAUAUAUAAUGUAACAAAAUUACAAAAUACUUCUUAAGAUAUCUCGAAA
Cryptotermes secundus is the source of this 3662-nucleotide messenger RNA. RefSeq names its product solute carrier organic anion transporter family member 74D (gene Oatp58Dc). The transcript is spliced from 13 exons. Gene Ontology annotation, biological process: sodium-independent organic anion transport; transmembrane transport. Gene Ontology annotation, cellular component: membrane. Gene Ontology annotation, molecular function: protein binding. NCBI's taxonomy places the organism in Eukaryota, Metazoa, Arthropoda, Insecta, Blattodea, Kalotermitidae. Bases 1080 to 3191 code for a protein of 703 amino acids. The record is from RefSeq and is a predicted model, not a curated record.